Molecule: messenger RNA, 3007 nt
Organism: Entelurus aequoreus (snake pipefish)
Lineage: Eukaryota; Metazoa; Chordata; Actinopteri; Syngnathiformes; Syngnathidae
Gene: zc3h12aa
Product: endoribonuclease ZC3H12A
Exons: 7
Coding region: 154-1809 (551 amino acids)
Biological process (GO): 3'-UTR-mediated mRNA destabilization; nuclear-transcribed mRNA catabolic process, RNase MRP-dependent
Cellular component (GO): cytoplasmic ribonucleoprotein granule; nucleus
Molecular function (GO): RNA endonuclease activity; mRNA binding; metal ion binding
Source: RefSeq, a predicted model, not a curated record
CGAGCCUUCUUCUUGGCAUGACGGGGCGCCGUCACGUCGUGACAUUGCUGCUUUUACGAGCAGCGGAGCAUGUUCGGCAGCGCACGAUCACGGGCCCUUCUAUGACUGAUGUAAUCGGUCUUCGGCACUCCGGAAGGAAGCCCAAACGCUCUAAUGGAUCUGACCUCCCCCAGCCUGAGCUCGGCCACAACAGAGAGCGAGGAUCUUCAGUCCAGAGUGGACUUUUUCCGCAAGUUGGGUUACUCCUCUGCGGAUCUUAGGGCGGCGCUCUCCAAGCUGGACGACUGCACGGACACCAACUCGGUGCUGGAGGAGCUGGUUCGGAACCGCGGCGUACCGAGUAACGGCGGUGAGGAGAGGAGCGCAGACCAGGGAGAUGGUUCGCUGGCUCCCGAUCAGGGGUUCGGACCGCCCAGAAUGUCGCCUGGCAAGGCAGGUGGAGACUCUGAGUUGAGGCCCGUUGUUAUUGAUGGUAGCAACGUAGCCAUGAGUCAUGGCGACAGGGACGUGUUCUCAUGCCGAGGCAUCCAACUAGCUGUCAACUUCUUCCUGACGAGAGGACACACAGCCAUCAAGGUGUUUGUUCCAUCUUGGCGCAGAGAACACGAUGCUCCGGUCACUGAUAAACACAUCCUGACAGAGCUGGAAAAAAUGCAAGUAGUCGUCUUCACUCCAUCUCGCCGCGUCCGUGGGAAGCAGGUGGCCUGCUACGACGACCGCUUCAUCGUCAGGUUGGCGUGCGAGUCGGGCGGCGUGAUCGUGUCCAAUGACACCUACCGCGACCUGCAGCGAGAGAGGCCCGAGUGGAAGCAAUGCAUCGAGGAGCGCCUCCUCAUGUACUCCUUUGUCAACGACAAGUUCAUGCCCCCGGAUGACCCUCUGGGCCGUCACGGUCCCAAUCUUGACAACUUCCUCAGGACAAAGCCUUUACCGACAGAGCAAAAGAAACAACUCUGUCCGUAUGACAAAAAGUGCACUUACGGCGUGAAAUGUAAGUUCUACCACCCAGAGCGGGUCAACCAGUCCAACCAGUCGUUGGCCGAUGAACUGAGAAAAAAAGCCCAGAUUUGCCCCGAGACUGAGGAGAUAUCAUCGCUUCACAAACAAUCUCAGUCCGACGCUAAUCUCCGUCCUCAGGAAUUCUACAGAGAGCCCAAACUAGACCAGCUGAGGUCCUCACAUCCCGCUCAGGUUAGUGAAACCAAAAUCUUGUACCGGGGAGGUCCAGGAACCAGUCUAAACCAAGUGCCCUCCAAUAAGGAAUGUUCUGGGCUGCACUUCAUCCCCGAUCAUUACCAUGCCAGCACCUUCUAUGAGUACUUGGACUCUGGCCUUGGCUCCGAUGAGAGCCAGUACUCUGAUGUCAGGAACUCCCACCGGCCCACACAGUCCUGCCUGUGCUGCUCACACCCUAGAAACCUGGACUCUGCACGUCAAUUCUUCAUCCCGGCUCAGAACCACAGCCUACCUGGCUGUCGUCCGUACAGCGGAGCCCCUCAUUGUAAACAACGUUACAACUCGGAACCUUUUCACGGGCUACCCCAAGCCAGAAGAUGUUCUCCUCAGCCUGGAUCAGUCCCAGACAGCUUUUGUUGCUCUUGCUGGAGCCAACAGUACUUCCCUCGGGGUCAAUGCCAUCACUUUCCGGCUGCGUUCGACCUGCGCGUGGUGGCGUACGGUGAUGGACAUGUUCCCACAUGUGAUGGUUGCAGAGAAGCUGGCUGCAGAGCUCCUCAUCCAGAAAACCCAGACUGGGAUCUUGUAGAAUCUUCUUGUCCCUCACAUAGGUACUGUUACAAGCUCCCAUAGCAAGGCUAUCCAAACCUGUUGAAAUCAAGGACCACGUUCCAAAAAGGAACGGAUGCAGGGACCACUUUGUCAGUCUUCAGAGUGGUGGUUAGAAAAUAUACUCAAAUCAAUCCCAGGUACGGUAGGUCAAGAUACUGUAAACUGAGCAGUUAAAUAUACCGGCCAUACAAAAUUGAGUUUAUUACACUUUUGUCUUUUUUUAUGUAAAUAUUUUACUAUUUGAUUCUCUGAUCUGAUUAUCCAAAUAUACCGUAAUUUCCGGACUAUAAGCCGCACCUGCCUAUAAGCCGCACCAGCUAAAUUUAGGGGGAAAUACAGAUAGCUCCAUAUAUAUGCCGCACCCGACUAUAAGCCGCAGGGUUUUGAUGUGUAAUUAGCGUAGUAUAUAGGGGUUCCUGCUACCACGGAGGGGAUUGUCGGGACAGAGAUGACUGUUUGGGAACGCAAAGCGUCCCAUUUAUUAACAAUAAAUCUUUCAAUCAUUCAAUCAAACUUUCACAUCUUUGACAUGGCGAACAGCAUUCGUGCAGAGUACAAAUAAUACAACGGUAUUACCGGUAGUCAGUCCUUAAUCAUUGUGUCAUCGUCUUCCUCCUGCGUACUAAAACCACCGAGAUCCUCUUCGUCGGUGUCAGAGAAGAACAGGUCCAAAAUGGCGUCGUCAGCCAAGUCAAGGUUACGUGCAGCAGCUCUAUUUCCUUCUUUGACAGCCAGAUCGAUUGCCUUUAACUUAAAAGCAGCAUCAUAUGCACUUUUCCGUUUGUUUUCCAUAUUGAGGGUGUUUGCAUGAACACUUCCUUCGCGCAAACUGUCACUGACGCUCUCCUACUCUUUGUUUUGCUCUCGGUAAGCCGUAAAAAAAAGCCAUAAAAAAGCCGUAAAAAAGCCGCACCGUCGUAAAAGCCGCAGGGACCAAAACGAGGGGAAAAAGUAGCGGCUUAUAGUCCGGAAAUUACGGUAUAUGAAUGUUGUAUAAGGGAAUACAUUUUUAUCGAUAUUUUUUUACAUGUCAAAUUUUGAUUAAUUAAUUAAUACAAGUCCUCAUUAUCCUAAUACUAUAUAAGUAUUAUAUUGGCCAAUAUAUAAUUAUUUUUUUAAUGUAACAUUUUAAUUAAUUAAUCACACUUUUGACUAUCCAAAUACUAUAUUCGGUUUAUUUCAUGGGAAAUUUUGAUGAGUGAAUAUAUAGGGUUUUAGA